UUGGAAAAAUAAUGGAGAAAAUUAUCAACCAAAGAUUAUCAUGGUCGUUCGAAACAAAAGGCCUGAGAUUGAAGACUCAAUGCGGUUUCAGGAAAGGAAGAAGCACGUUGGACAACCUAACAGGACUCGAGCACUACAUCCGGGACGGAUUCAACAAUAUAAGGCCCCUCAACACCUACGCCAUCUUCCUCGACAUCGCUAAAGCCUUCGACACCACCUGGAUCCAAGGGCUCCUCUACAAGCUAAGCACGAAAGGCGUGAACGGCAACAUCUUGGGCUGGCUCAACAACCUCCUCCGCAAUCGAUCCUACAACGUAAGAAUAGGCAACACUCUAUCGGAAGACCGCCCCUUAAAAGUCGGAGUCCCCCAAGGAUCGCCCCUCAGCCCCUUCCUAUUUUCGGUAAUGAUAGAUGACUUCCCAACAUUACAACCACCAGGAGAAACCUACAUGUUUGCUGACGACAUUGAAAGUCACGUCCACUCAAGCGACGGCCAAGAAGCGGAAGAACUACUCACCCCCCAUCUAGACGCUGUCAGCAAAUGGAGCAAAAAGUGGAGAAUAAAAUUCUCGCCAGAAAAAUCCAUCCUAGUAAACUUCAGCAGACAGAGAAGAACCCAAAUUGAACCCCUACUAUUCCUGAAUGGCAAAAGAAUCCCCCAAGCUAAUGGAGUCAAACACCUAGGGAUCCACUUCGACAAAAGUCUGCGUUGGAUUAAACAUACCGAGGUAGCCAUCAGCAAAGCAAUUAAAAUUCAAAAUCUCUUCAAAGUCCUCUCUAGAUCAAAACACGGACCCCCUAUAGACUCACUCUGCAUACUUUACAAGGCCCUAAUCAGAAGCAGACUAGAAUAUGGACUAACGGUGUACGGAUCAUCCAGCAAAGGAAGAAAAGAAAAGCUCGAGUCCGUCCAGAACAACAUCCUCCGGAUUAUCCUAGGAGCACCUAAAUCAACCCCAAUCAAAGAAAUGCAAUGUGAGCUCGACAUCCCACCCCUAGACACUAGAAGAACCUGGCUAGCCGCCCGCUAUAUCUUCAGAAUCGAAAAACUACAAGACCACCCCCUGCACAAAAGAUGCUGGGAGAUGAGAAGAACCCCCAAAAGCUGGAAAGAUCUUAACGUCCCGUCGCUCAAAAUAGCCAUGGGCAGCACCAUCCUAGCCGACAUAGACCUAUUCCAAGCUGAACCUGAACAAUACCCCCAUCUACAAGAAAGACCACCCUGGAAGGAACCCCCAAUCGCUAUCAGAUACUUCCCUCUCUCCAAACAAAUGUCAAUGAACAAUCCCUCAGAAGCACGAGCACUCUUUAACGAGAUCAAACACAACCACUUCAACGCAUCCACCAUCGCCUAUACAGACGGCUCACUCAACAAAUCAACAGGAAAAACCACCUCAGCAGUAAUAAUCCCCAGUCUUAACAUCGAGGAAGCAACAACCCUCUCCAGAAACUCAUCCGUCUUCACAGCCGAGGCCGAAGCCAUCAACAGAACAUUAGAACUAGUUCACCAUCUAGACGACGAAGUGGCCGAACUUACAAUAUUAUCAGACUCAAGAUCGGUCGUCCAAUCAAUAGAAUCAUCAAAAAAAGAAAAACAUCCCAUCAUUAACGCCAUACUCACCACAGCAGAUAACCUGAAGUCAGCAGGCACCAAAAUCAAUCUGUACUGGAUACCUAGCCACGUUGGUAUUCCAGGCAAUGAAGCGGCCGACCGACUAGCCUCAGAAGAAAGCAACCAGCUACUUCCAAGCAGAUGCCUCAAAAACUUUCUCUCCUCAGCCGAACAAGCAGCAGUCUUUAAAGAAUACCUAAGGAAAAUAAACAUCAACGAAUUGCACAAAGGAAGAUAUAAAGAUAAUACCCACACAAGAACGAAGACAGGAGCGCUGAAAUGGCACUCUCACAAAUCACGAAACAUCACAAGAGUCUUGUUCAAACUCAGAACAGGGCACAACAGGCUGAAAGCCAACCUGGCCCGAUUCAACAACCAGCUAGACCCCACCUGCCAGUUCUGCGAAGAUGAAGAUGAGUCAACAAAGCACGUCCUUCUAGAAUGUCCUGCACUCGAACUAGAAAGACAAGAAAUCAACAGUUACUUUACAACUCACAACAUGGAACACAAUCUAUGUAACCUUCUAGGACUCAACCCAAGAAAUAACUGCAACACACAGCAUGAAGUCCAGAGGCUACUCGUCCAGUUCCUAAAAGCAACGAGACUCAUCAACACAAUCUAAAUAAAAAAUUAACAAACUUCCUUUCCCUCAUACCUACUCAAAACA
Messenger RNA from Daphnia magna, 2279 nucleotides. RefSeq lists its product as uncharacterized. The record is from RefSeq and is a predicted model, not a curated record. NCBI's taxonomy places the organism in Eukaryota, Metazoa, Arthropoda, Branchiopoda, Diplostraca, Daphniidae. Bases 12 to 2234 code for a protein of 740 amino acids. Gene Ontology annotation, molecular function: nucleic acid binding; RNA-DNA hybrid ribonuclease activity. The transcript has a single exon.